Messenger RNA from Anoplopoma fimbria (sablefish), 2052 nucleotides. RefSeq names its product serpin peptidase inhibitor, clade D (heparin cofactor), member 1 (gene serpind1). Gene Ontology annotation, molecular function: serine-type endopeptidase inhibitor activity. The record is from RefSeq and is a predicted model, not a curated record. The transcript has 7 exons. Gene Ontology annotation, biological process: negative regulation of endopeptidase activity; blood coagulation. Bases 93 to 1610 code for a protein of 505 amino acids. Lineage: Eukaryota; Metazoa; Chordata; Actinopteri; Perciformes; Anoplopomatidae.
CAAAGUUCAGUUUUGUAUUCAAUUCUUUGCUCUUAGUCCUACUAACAGAAGCAACACAGCACCUCCCGCCAGCCCACAGCAAAGCCUUCAGCAUGUGGGUCAUAACAGUCAUCUCUGUGGCCUCUCUGCUGGUCGGUCCAUCCCUGGCUGGGAUCAAAGACCUCAGCACUCACUUCACUGACCCUGAAGCGGAACCCCGAGGCUUGGAACCAGAAGGGGCCGUGGACAUGGAUGCCAUCCCCUUGGAGUUCCACAAAGAGAACACCGUUACUAAUGACCUUGUUUUUGACGGCUUUGAGGAUGAAGAUUAUAUUGAUUUUGAUAAGAUCCUGGCUGCGGGUAGCGACGACUACAUAGAAGGGGAUGAGAUAGAUGAGAUCGCCACACCGGCUCCAGACAUCGACAUCUUCGCCGAACCCUCCGACCCCAAGAUCCGCCGCGCCAGACUCCUGCGGCUGUUCCAUGGUCGGUCCCGCCUCCAACGCCUCAACAUAGUCAACGCGCAUUUCGGAUUCAACCUCUAUCGGAGUCUCCGCAACAACGUCAACCAGACCGACAACAUCCUGCUGGCGCCUGCUGGGAUCUCUGUCGCCAUGGGGAUGAUGUCUUUAGGGGCGGGACCUGGAACCCGGGAUCAGAUCUACAAAACCCUCGGAUUCGCUGAAUUUGUCAAUGCGAGCCAUCACUAUGACAACACCACAGUCCACAAGCUCUUCAGGAAGCUGACGCACAGGCUCUUCAGGAGGAACUUUGGCUACACGCUGCGCUCUGUGAACGACGUCUACAUAAAAAGGGACGUUGCGGUGAAAGACUCUUUCCGUGCAGAGACGAAGGCUUAUUAUUACGCCGAGCCGCAGUCGGUGGACUUCCAGGACCCUGCCUUUCUGAACAAGGCCAACCGUCGCAUCCUAAAGCUGACCAAAGGGCUGAUCAAGGAACCGCUCAAGAGUGUGGACCCAAAUAUGGUCCUGAUGCUGCUCAACUACCUGUACUUCAAAGGUACAUGGGAACAGAAAUUCCCCAAAGAAAUGACUCACUAUCGCAACUUCAGAGUCAACGAAAAGACAAACGUACGCGUGCCGAUGAUGACCAACAAGGGGAACUAUCUGGCUGCUGCCGACCACGAGCUAGAGUGCGACAUCCUGCAGCUCCCCUACACAGGAGAAAUCAGCAUGCUCAUUGCCUUGCCGAGUAAGAUCACCGGCAUGAGGACCUUGGAGCAGGAGAUCUCUCCCACUGUUGUCAACAAGUGGCUCAAAAACAUGACAAACAGGACUCGAGAGGUGGUGUUACCUCGGUUUAAACUGGAGCAGAACUAUGACUUGAUUGCAAAUUUGAAGGCGAUGGGCCUCACUGACUUGUUCCAGGAGAGUGGAGAUUUCACUGAAAUGACCUCCGAGAAGGUCUCCAUGAACUGGCUGAAGCACCAGGGAACCAUCACUGUGAAUGAGGAGGGGACGGAGGCUGCUGCUCUGACCCAGGUGGGCUUCAUGCCCCUCUCCUCUCAGAUCCGCUUCACUGUGGACCGCCCCUUCCUCUUCCUGAUCUACGAGCACCGCACAGACUGCCUAGUGUUCAUUGGCCGGGUGGUCAAUCCUUCACAGAACUAAACUUGACCAAAAAGCCCCUUUAAACAGCUAAUAUAUUCCCUAUAAUUGGUUUGGAACAUCCAACUAAACCCUUACUGAUUUAAAUACCUGGGGUGUUGUUGUUUUUUUAAUAAUAAAUUACGUUAUUAUUAUUUUUACAAUAUGUGAGAAUGGAACCUAAAGUAAUGAGUCUUUAUCUGUAUGUAGUCUCUCAAUUCACAUUUAAACUUCUCCUAUCUUAUUUCUCAAAGUGUUGUGAGUCUGCCGGAGUGACUCAACAAAUGUUUGUUAUCUGUCUGUUAAUGUUUUAUUUUUGUGCAAUUUGGCAAGUGGAUUAAUGUGUUCCAAAAAAAGGACAUUAUGUAAAGGUCAAUACCCUAAUGUCGUACUGUUAUAAUUGCAGAGAGACUAUGAAAACAUGAAUAAUACAUGAGGGGAAAUAAAACAUUAUAUUAAACUACUA